This is a messenger RNA of Hylaeus volcanicus, 466 nucleotides long. Its product is annotated as sodium-dependent neutral amino acid transporter SLC6A17-like. The transcript has 4 exons. Gene Ontology annotation, biological process: sodium ion transmembrane transport. The record is from RefSeq and is a predicted model, not a curated record. Gene Ontology annotation, cellular component: membrane. The annotation marks the transcript as partial. NCBI's taxonomy places the organism in Eukaryota, Metazoa, Arthropoda, Insecta, Hymenoptera, Colletidae.
AUUUCUAAUUCCAUACUUCGUAAUGCUGGCUAUCGAGGGUAUUCCCAUAUUUUAUCUGGAAUUGGCAAUCGGCCAGAGAUUACGGAAGGGCGCUAUCGGUGUGUGGAAUCAGGUUUCUCCAUAUAUGGGCGGUAUUGGACUAAGCAGCGCCGUAGUUUCCUUUAACGUAGCUCUGUAUUACAACACUAUUAUCGCUUGGUGCCUAUUCUACUUCGUUCAAAGUUUUCAAUCGCAAUUACCGUGGGCGGAGUGUCCCAACGUAUACUUCCAAAACGGAUCAUAUUCGCCCGAGCCAGAGUGUGUGGUCAGUAGUCCCACUCAAUACUUCUGGUAUCGAACAACCCUGAUGAUCUCCAAAGACAUCGACACCCCGGAGCCGUUCAACUGGAAAAUUGCACUGGCACUGGUGAUCGCAUGGAUUCUCGUGUACAUGUGCAUGAUCAAGGGAAUCGCGUCUUCAGGGAAG